Molecule: messenger RNA, 846 nt
Organism: Plasmopara halstedii
Lineage: Eukaryota; Oomycota; Peronosporomycetes; Peronosporales; Peronosporaceae
Exons: 1
Coding region: 1-846 (281 amino acids)
Source: RefSeq, a predicted model, not a curated record
AUGAGCUCGGUUGAACUUCCUUUAGUGACCAGCGCGCGGUCGUCAGAUUCAUCUGCUUCCUCAACCCGUGAUCGCAUUCAUUCAGCAAGUUCAACUUGUGAUAAAAGAACUCAGAGUGUGCGCAGUCAACAUAGUCAAGAGAACAAUCAUCGAAAAGGGAAAAAUAAUUCAGAAUCGAGAAAUGAAGAACUGUGGAACGAACUUGAAUCAUUUUUAAGCAGCCCAUCGCCGACUUUUACAAAUAUAUUCGGAAAAGGACUCAAGGUAAGUGGCAAGAAGCCACCACUAAGUGAGCUGCCUUUGUUAAUUCAAAAAAGGGAUUCUGACAACCAAGCUACAAGGCCAAAUCGGUCAGCUUGUGCUCCAAUUGACUCAAAGCUGCUUCAAGAAGCCUUUGCUUAUGUUGAUCAGCUCGAGCAAACGAAAUUUGAUGAGAGUAACGAAGAAGAGCAACAGCAAUCAUCGAAAAGUAGUAAAGGUUCAAUGAUGCUGAGAAGAAUACCAACAUCGUCCUCGGCUUCGAGUCAUGCGCUCUCGAAUUUGUCACAUGAGCGCCGAGGGAUAGCUAGUAUGUCGGGUAGUAAAGUUCGGAAGAAGCUGUCGGUUUACAGCGUUACUGCAAAGCCAAAAGUUGCCUCACGUAAAAGUCGCAGCACGCGUGAAGACACUCGAAACACGAAUGGACACAUGGAUCCUCAAACACUGCAAGCUCUUGUUAGCAAUUUUCAAAAUGGCACGACAAUUGACGAGUUACGUCGAGAGCUCACAGCUUCUCAGCAAAGUCUCACUGCAUCCUGCCACAUUCUAAAAGAAGCAGCUCAAAAAUUUUAUCAUGGUUUAGAUUGA